AAUCUAGUGGGCAGGAGUGAGUCAUUUCAACCAGUCCUGUGCCGUCCCUCUUGUCCCAUCGUUUGCAAAGAUGUCGUUGAAAGAGCUAUCCUCGCUGGAAAAGGCUUUAGGAUUGAAAAAUACUAACAAAUACAGUACUCAGGGGGAUAGGAAGGUCCCAGUCCUGCAGAGUAUUAAUGGACCAGCUCUGGUCGGCUUGGUGACCAUCGCCACUCACCUGGUCCAGGAGGCCAAGCGGCCCGAGUUGCUGGGUGGGUCAGCAGAACACAAGGCUGUAGUGCAGCAGUGGCUGGAGUACAGAGUCACCAAAGUGGACGGAUGCCACAAAGAAGAUAUCAAGACCAUACUAAAGGACCUCAACAGUUAUCUAGAAGACAAGGUUUACCUGGCAGGAAAUCAGUUCACUCUAGCCGACACACUCAUGUACUACGGAAUUCAUCACGUCAUCGUGGACCUGGCCGUCCAGGAGAAAGAGAAGUACAUGAACAUGACGAGGUGGUUCGAUCACGUACAGCACUACCCCGGCGUCCGGCACCACCUGCCCCCCGUGGUGGUCCUGAGGAACAGAGUCUACACCAGCGGCCACCACUGAGGUUUCCUGCCCCGUCAGGGUGCACUGCUGGCUGCCAGGAUGGCCCAGGGCGGACUUGAGGGCUAAACAGCGGGGUGCUGACAUCUCAUCCUCCCCACGUACCCAGCAGUAUGGGCCCCUCCCUCGCCUUCGAGACGUUCUGUGUCUUUUUGUUGUUGUUGUUGGGAGUCUGUCUGUUUUUUUUAUGACUGCAGAUGCUGUCAGUGUCAAGGUGUAGGGAUAUUCUAGUGAUGCUAUCUGAAACUGGCUCCCUGAAAACAUUCUGGCUGGUGAAUGGCAGUAGGGUUUGCUGAUACCUGUCAGCAAUUCUUGUCUUUUCACUUAAAUGGAUAGUUCACCCAAAUUACAAAAUGACAUUGGUUUCCUUACCCUGUAAGCAGUCUAUGGACAAGGUAUUACAGCAAUCAAUAGUUUAGUUUCCCAUGCACUGUUAACACGUGCUAAUGUUUUAGCGUUUGUGGCACAAAUCCCAUUCAAGUCAUAGAACUGAUAUUAGCAUUUUUUGUUCUAAUCAUCUAUGAUUUUGUUGAACUGCACAAACCAUUUUAGAUACUUUGGAUGAUUUAGACAUGAUACGCUAAAUGGGCUAAUAUCAGUCCCUUGACUUGAUUGAGAUUUGUGCCCAAAUGCUGAAAUGUUAGCAUGUGGAAACAGUGCCAGGGAAACUAAAAACAAAGCAUGGAUUGCUGUAAUACCUUGUCCAUAGACUGCUUACAGGUUAAGGAAACCAAUGUAAUUUUGUAAUUUGGGUGAACUAUCCAUUUAACCUAAGCCAAGAUUGUGAAAAAUUAUUAUUAAAAAGUACACGUGAGUUAAUAGUUUGCAAUGUCGCUUUAAAAAAAGUCCCUCUUUUGCAAUUUCAAUGUCUCAACAUUUUACUUAAACAAAAUAGUUCCAGUCUGCCCAACUGUGUUCAACUAUGUAAUCAUCAUCCACCACAGAUCCCAGGUCCAUUAUCAACUUUCCGUCCUCAUGAAUUUAUUCUUCAGUCUUAGUUUCUCAAGCUGCUGUUCCACCAGCAGCGUGGGCAGCAGCCUCUAGUUCAGAUCAGAGUCACUCGAAUCAAUCUGUGUGUUGAUGCUGAAGGGCAGAGGGCAGACUACCAGCUGCCAUAGAGGCCACAGCGUGCCUCUGUCCAAUGCCAGAGCCCUGGGUGACAGCCACGCAUUGUGUGUCAUUUCACCCUCUUACCCAUGGGGAGAGGGGCCCAGGGGGUGGGAAAUCAUUUUACGAAAACAUCCGAGCGAUAAUACACACUCGCACCACUCACACAGCAGACUGGAUUUAGCCAUUAGCUCUGUCAGUGGUAGGAAUCACAGCUAAUAUAUAUAUAUUGAAAUCGCUGUGUUUGCACAACAAAAUAGUUGGGUAAUAUUUGUCUUAAUUGUGAAAACUUUAUCUUGUGUUUCAAACUGUUAACUGGUUUACAUUGUUACACUUUCAUCCAGCCUGUGUUUUGUCAUAUACACCCUUCUUGGCCCUCCUAGUUUUCUGAUAUGUUCUUCCUUAUGACGGCUGCUGCUUUAAUGCUAUGUUUUUGUGUUAUUUAAGUCUACAGAAGGUUGUCCUGUGCCAAUAAAAAUCAAAGGGAAACAAAGAUAA
Messenger RNA from Oncorhynchus keta (chum salmon), 2194 nucleotides. RefSeq names its product eukaryotic translation elongation factor 1 epsilon 1 (gene eef1e1). Gene Ontology annotation, biological process: positive regulation of DNA damage response, signal transduction by p53 class mediator. The record is from RefSeq and is a predicted model, not a curated record. The coding region runs from base 71 to 592 and encodes 173 amino acids. Lineage: Eukaryota; Metazoa; Chordata; Actinopteri; Salmoniformes; Salmonidae. Gene Ontology annotation, cellular component: nucleus; aminoacyl-tRNA synthetase multienzyme complex; cytoplasm. The transcript has 4 exons.